AUGAAUACUCCGGCCCCGAAAACAGUCGUUAUUAUCGGCGCCGCCAUCGCCGGUCCGACCCUCGCGCUCCACCUCCUUACACACCCCGUUCUCCGCACCCGCUUCCGUCCGAUCCUCUUCGACCAAUCUCCACCCCCAGCUCCGAUCCCGACCGCAUCCUCCAAGUCCAACGGCACGGGAACGGGACCGGGAUCGGAAUCCUCCCCCUCGACUACAUCCCAUCACCAACGUGCCGGCGCCUCCGUCGGCCUCUUCCCGAAUGGCUUGCAUCCCCUAUUCUCCCUUGGUCUUGGCGACGCGCUCAAGAAACACGGCCAUGAAUGCGAUGACUUGGCUCUUUGGUUCGGAGAGAUCACUGAGGGCUGCAAGUUGUCGCAUCUCAAGACCGCGAGGAACGGGUUUUGGUCUCACGACUUCCAGCUAGGCGCGAUGUACUUUGAGCGAGCUGGCUUACAAGCUCUCCUCAUCGAUCGCGUGCUCCAGCUAGGUGGUGAGGUGAAGUGGUCCAAGAAGGCGGUUCAGUUCGAAGCUGUACCUUCGUCUGGUGGUAAGCAGACUCGUGUGGAUUUCGCCGAUGGUACACAUAUCGAAGUCGACCUUCUCGUUGGCGCGGAUGGUGGCUACUCUCAGGUUCGUCGACACCUUCUCAACCUCAGAGAUCCAAAGACGGCAGAAAACAGAUGGCUUCCUGACUUCAUGGGCACCACUGGCAUCUACGGUAUCUCUUCAGCAGACAAGAUGCCGUCAACACAUACACCUGAGCGUCCCUUCACAGAGUCCCAGUGCAUCUUCCUCAAGGAGGGGUUCCUGGCUACUGGUCCAUGUCCGGGGAGGAUGUUUCGGUGGGAUCUCAUCCUGCCUGAGUCAACACCACCAGGCCCAAGCUCUGCAUCUCUGGAGUCUGAACCCGCUGUGGCGCCAACGCCAUCAUCUCCGUCAGCCACGAAACAGGAACAAGAGCCUUGGCUGGCAGCCAUAACGCCAGGCCAAUAUCCCACAUCCACAACGGCUGAGAUGCUCCGCCGCCACCUGCGCCUCAAACACCCCUUCACAGGCGACUUUGAGACGAUGCUCAACAGCUCGGACCGUAUCAUCCACACUCCUCUGCGGCAGCGUGUGUGGAAGGAGGACGAGAUCCAGUGGACUAGCGACAGCAACAUCGUUCUCAUCGGCGAUGCUGCGCGGUUGAUGCUUCCCACCAGUGGCCAGGGAACAGGGUUUGCCAUUGAGGACGCAACUGUGCUUGCAAGCAUGCUUCUCAAGCACUGCUCGGCAACAGAAGCAGAGGCCGGAGCAGAAGAUGGGUUCUCCUCUGCGCUGGAAGAGUAUGCUCGCCUCAGGAGACCAAGGUCUGAGAAGAUGGCGACGAUGGCGUCUUGGAUUGGAGUCGUAGGACUUGGUAACACGUGGUAUUACAAGCUCUUGAGGUAUGGAAGUGCUAAGUUGACUCCUGGUGUGGACUUGAAGUAA
Messenger RNA from Colletotrichum chrysophilum, 1470 nucleotides. RefSeq lists its product as uncharacterized. The transcript has a single exon. Lineage: Eukaryota; Fungi; Ascomycota; Sordariomycetes; Glomerellales; Glomerellaceae. Bases 1 to 1470 code for a protein of 489 amino acids. Gene Ontology annotation, molecular function: FAD binding; monooxygenase activity. The record is from RefSeq and is a predicted model, not a curated record.